Spea bombifrons (plains spadefoot toad) is the source of this 2994-nucleotide messenger RNA. RefSeq names its product bromodomain and PHD finger-containing protein 3-like. The transcript has 12 exons. NCBI's taxonomy places the organism in Eukaryota, Metazoa, Chordata, Amphibia, Anura, Pelobatidae. Bases 111 to 2972 code for a protein of 953 amino acids. The record is from RefSeq and is a predicted model, not a curated record. Gene Ontology annotation, biological process: regulation of transcription by RNA polymerase II. Gene Ontology annotation, molecular function: protein binding. Gene Ontology annotation, cellular component: MOZ/MORF histone acetyltransferase complex.
CUCACCUCCUCUUCCUUCGCCUACUCCUAUUUCCACUCCGCCUCCAUUACCUACCCUGUGUUUUGCAUCUGUUUGCGAUUAUUAUCUUUUUGACGCUCAAAUUGACCAGCAUGAGAAAAUUGGGUCGCCAGUCCUUCAAUCUCAAUAAUGGAUGCCAGUCACCCUUCCCUUUUAGAGUAAAAUGCUCAGUAACCCAAGAAACUAUGGCCUACACUCAGGCACCACACAUGGUUGAGGUUGAGAUGGAAGGCCGUGUACAUAGGAUAAAUAUAUAUGACAAACUGCUUAUUGUCUCCGAGAAUGAGCUUGCAGCUGAAGACAUCGCUGAAUGUAACAACAAGGAGAACAAUGAACUUGCCAUAUCCCCAAGUUUCCAUAUGAUCAAAUGUAUGAAGCAGAAAAUAUUUGUAACUCCACAGUUAUGCCAGCCCAGAUUCCGAGUAGUGGAACCUAGUGCAACUCCGGUUGCUAAAGCGAUCAGUGUUUUGUCUGACACAUUUUAUCAAUACAUAGAGCGCACAGCAGAAGAGAUGGAAAUGGACGUUGAGUAUGAGCUAGAUGAAAUGGAUAUGGCUUGGCUAGAAAUUGUUAAUCAAAAACGUCAGAAUGAAGGUCUGUCUUUGCUGACUGCUGAUACCUUUGAGCUACUGAUUGACAAGCUAGAGAAAGAGUCCUACAUGCAGAACCAACUCAAUGGUACAUCAAUGUCUCAUAAUGAUGAAAAUGCCUGCUGCUGCAUAUGUUUGGAUGAUGAGUGUUAUAACAGCAAUGUUAUCAUAUCCUGUGAUGUUUGUAACCUAGCUGUCCAUCAGGAUUGCUAUGGUAUACCUUACAUCCCUGAAGGGCAGUGGCUUUGUCGUUGCUGCCUUCAGUCACCAUAUAUGUCUGUGAGCUGUGUAUUGUGUCCAAACAAGGGGGGGGCAUUUAAACAAACAAGUGAUGGACGGUGGGUUCAUGUAUUAUGCGCCAUCUGGAUUCCAGAAGUGUGCUUUGCUAACACAGUUCUUCUAGAGCCAGUCGAGGGCUUAAACAAUAUUCCUUCUGAAAGGUGGAAGCUCAUGUGUUAUUUGUGUAAGCAGAAGGGGCAUGGAGCUGCCAUUCAGUGCUAUAAGAUUAACUGUUACACAGCUUUCCAUGUGACUUGUGCACAGCAGGAAGGGCUCUUUAUGAAGGUGGAGCCUGUACGGGAGACUAGUCUGAAUGGGACUACCUUCACUGUGCGCAAAAUUGCAUUUUGUGACAUCCACUGUCCUAAGGGCACAGUUAAGAAGAAAAUAUCUAAAUGCAAAGGGCGUGGAGAAGAGUCUGAAAGAGACGAAGGAAAGAAAGAUGAGGGCUUAUGGAAAGAGACCAAAGGAAGAUUUAGCAAGAAGAAAGGCGCUGGGAAGCGAAAAAUUAUAGAGAAUGCAGAAUCUGCAAGCGUGAGAACUUAUUUACCGCUGACUGUCUUGAAGAUUCCCAUGUGUAGGCUCCAUAAGAUUUCUAAUGGUGUACAUGUACAAAGAAAGACAGAGUUCAUGCAGCAUCUGCACAGCUACUGGCUUCUCAAACGUCUUUCUAGGAAUGGGGUGCCACUUAUUCACAGGCUACUUUCACAUUUAAAGCACCAUGAGAAAACAGCACAGAAAGUGCAAGAUAAGCAUAUGUCAGCCUCAAAGGAGAAGCUGAAUAGCUGGAAGAAACUUAGACAUGACCUGGAGAGAGCCAGAACUCUGACAGAACUCAUUCAUAAAAGAGAAAAACUUAAGAGACAGCAAUUAAAAUUGCAACAAACAGCCAUGGAGCUGCAGUUAACCCCAUUCAACAUAUUCUUAAAAUCUACUCUGGAUAUGUUGGAAGAGAAAGACAAAGCCAAGAUUUUCACAGAACCAGUCAAUCUAAAGGAAGUCCCAGAUUACAUGGAUUUUGUUCCACAACCCAUGGAUUUCUCCACAAUGCGUCAUAAAUUAGAGUGUCACCGGUAUUACUCUCUCCAUGCAUUUGAGGAUGACUUUAACCUAAUGGUUUCUAACUGUCUGCAUUACAACUCUGAAGAGAGUGUUUUCCACCAGGCUGCACUGCAGCUGCACCAGGAGGGCUCUUCUAUCCUAUCCCAUGCUAGACAUAUGGCUGAUAGCAUUGGUUAUGACUCCCACACUUUACUACACCUAGCUGACCGCUCACACAAUGCAGAAUACUUCAGAUUCUCAUGGGAAGAAGUGGAUCAGCUCCUAGUCUUAGAGAAUAGAAAUCACCUUUCACCCGAGUGUCAGCUGAAGGAGCUCUUAGAGAAAAUGGACUUUGUGAGCAGUGUUCCUUCUAGUGCAGCUCGUAACAGGCGCCUGAAGCUUCUCCGCAAGGAAAUUCAUUUUUUGCGCCAGAGACUGUCAACACAAGAACUACAAAAGACCGGCAUCACCAGUGGCAUUAUACCACAUGCAUAUUCUGGACUGAGACAUACAUUUCCCUUAGAUCUCUCUGGGAGACAAGCUCCCUUGGGAAAGCCAAACCUAAUUCCCAACCCUACAGCAGUAAACAAGGAAUAUACUUACCAAGGAAAUCUACUGAUGUCAUUUCAAGGAUCUGUUGAACUUACACCACUUCAGCUAGUAUGGGCUAAAUGUCGUGGCUACCCAUCAUAUCCAGCCUUGAUCAUUGAUCCCAAAAUGCCUAGGGAAGGUUUACUGCACAAUGGUGUCCCAAUCCCUGUGCCACCCCUGGAAGUCCUAAAGUUACUGGAAAUGAGACAUAUUGAACAUGGGGGAAAGCCCAUAUUUCUAGUUCUUUUCUUUGACAAUAAAAGAACCUGGCAGUGGCUUCCCAGUGAAAAACUUCUACCACUAGGUGUUGACAAUACAGUGGAUAAACUGAAAAUGCUGGAAGGUCGGAAGACAAGCAUCCGCAAAUCAGUGCAAUCGGCAUAUGAUCGUGCCAUGUCCCACCUAAGCAAUGUCAGAAGUUCUCACCCUUUUAUCACCCCAAAUUACUUGUAGAGAUAUUAAUUCACAUCCUUUA